Messenger RNA from Pararge aegeria (speckled wood butterfly), 1128 nucleotides. RefSeq lists its product as uncharacterized. The transcript has 3 exons. The record is from RefSeq and is a predicted model, not a curated record. NCBI's taxonomy places the organism in Eukaryota, Metazoa, Arthropoda, Insecta, Lepidoptera, Nymphalidae. Gene Ontology annotation, cellular component: neuron projection; membrane. Gene Ontology annotation, molecular function: G protein-coupled receptor activity; neuropeptide binding. Gene Ontology annotation, biological process: neuropeptide signaling pathway. Bases 1 to 1128 code for a protein of 375 amino acids.
AUGUCAAUUCUUCAAAUCGGAUCAGCCCCGCAGUCCAACAUCUACAGGAAGAACGUGACGAUCAUUGAUCCCUAUGCGUUCCCCAACGGCCGACGCGACGCCAUGUCGGAGCUCGUGCCUGGACCGCUAUUCCCGCCACUCGUCCUCGCGAUUUUUAUUGUCUGCAUCGCCGGCGCCGGGGCUUUGGUCAACUGUGCUCUCUUAGCUGCACUUCUCAAGCGGUCAAGAAACGGGUUGUUCUCAAUAAUCAUACAGCUAGCACUCGCAGACAUUAUCUUAAUAGGAACCUCCGUAGGGCCCGAAAUAUGGUCUUACAAUGCAAGAACAUGGAUCUUCGGAAGGAACUGCUGCAUAGCAUACCGCGGACUCAGUAUAAUCGCUUCGACGGCAUCCCUAUACUUAAUUACUACAAUUGCGCUUCACACUUUAGCUACCGCUAACCUGGAAGAAAAAUCUAUAACUCUCAAGAAUAAAAGAAGCGACCGCGAUGAUGAAGAGGAAAUAAGAUCUUCACGCCACAGUCUUGUGGCAAGCAGUGAUACUUCUACUCCUCCGCGUACGAUGAAUGUGGAUUAUCGUCUCGCGGACACAAGAGUACCAGUUGCUCCACCAACGGUCUUCGUAUGGGUGCUGUCUGCGUCAUUAAGUAUACCAGAAUUUACUUUUGCUACGACGGUUCCGUAUGAUCAAGAUGUCGUCGCUUGUACUUUAGUGGACACUAGUCAUAGAGUUAAUAUGCAUUCUAUGGUCGCUUUUUUCAAUUUUUUUCUGCCAGCUCUAAUAUUAUCUAGUGCCAGCGUUCUUAUUAUAUGUAAACUGAAAUCCAAGAAGAUUAACAACCUAGAAGGAAGCGAGACAAUUCAAACUUUAAAAUUAUCCUUAUGGUUGAAUUUAGUGUUCGGCAUUUUCUGUGUGCCACGCUCGCUUUUUUACUUUUAUAGACUCUAUGAAUUUUCCGCAGACACUAAAAUCGAUCUAGGACACGAAGGUAAUAUUUUAUUGAUAAAAUUAAUAUUAAGUGCCGUGUAUCUCGCUGCGCCAUUACUGCGUCCCAUAUUAUGUAUAAGUUUACUGCCUAGAUUACAAAAAAUGUUUUCAUUUGGAUUUAGAAAAAUCGAUGAAGUGUAA